Molecule: messenger RNA, 2379 nt
Organism: Suillus clintonianus
Lineage: Eukaryota; Fungi; Basidiomycota; Agaricomycetes; Boletales; Suillaceae
Exons: 10
Coding region: 1-2379 (792 amino acids)
Source: RefSeq, a predicted model, not a curated record
AUGGCCAGUCCCAAGAAGUCUAAGGGCAAGAGAAAGGUUCAAGAUCUUGAUAAUGGACCUCCAGCUGGACGAGUCAAGAAAACACGAACUCCAAAGAGUCACCCCGCUCCUUUGACUGACAAUCACCCCGCUCCUUCAACUGACAAUCACCCCGCUCCUUCAGGUGAACUCAGUGGCCCUAGACGCUCUGGUCGUUCGAAUGCAGGGACAGGCGGACGGAAUGUGCAGCUGGAAAAACUCGAUUCAGUCUUCGAUGCCUCAGCUCGCAAACGGCUGUUGAAAGGCUCUACAUCCCUUGGCGCUGACAUUCCAAGGAACCCACAAGCUCCCGACGCUCGCAAGAGCCGCAAGCCUAGAAAGGCCACCGCUCCCCCUCCAUAUGCCCCAGCUGACGCAAAUUCCAUGGAUGUAUCCGAGGCAUCCGACUCGCAACGUGGACACGACACAUCGCAGCCUCCCCAAGCCCAGAGACCAACUGUGCCUCCCGACACCCAACCGAACUUGUUCGCAUUGAAUAACCCAUACGCAGCUGCCAGGUCUGAGCAGGUACCAUAUGGAAGCAAGGCAAUUCCAGCCACCUACAAUCCGUAUGUAGCCACACUCCCCUCAGCACCAUCACUUGUCGCGAGUGCGCAUCUGGAGCCAAGGUUUCUGAACGCCACUGUCAAUCAGCCUGCUGGACCCGCGAUAAUUCCGGAGCAUCUCAUAGACCCAGCACUACGCACUCGGGCAUCACCGCUUGACGCAAAUACAUGCUCUGUGCCAACGUUUUCGAACACCACCCAGUAUGUCAAUCCACCAUUUAUUCAGUCUGCUGCGCUUCCGAGGCUUCCACAGUCUGUUGCGUUGAGUGAUACAUCGGACGUUGAGGAUGGGAGUGAUGAGAGCUCAGCGGAAGAAGACACCGGAGCAGAGGACGAAGAUGCUGAUGGAGAUGCUGACAUUGGCAACUGGGGAGCAGUUCGCGGACGACACACGAUCCAUCCAGGAUUUUCUGAGGAACGGCCCCCUCAGCCCCCUCCGAACCCACGUGCUUUGACGCCCGAAUUCGAUUUCCAGUAUUCGCGCGACGAGGAUGAAGGCCAUGCGGCGGCUAGUCUGGCCUCAGCGCAGCCGAGGAACAAUGUUCAGUACUCACGCAACGAAGUCAACACAGCGGGAUUUUCUGAGGAACGGCCCCCUCAGCCCCCUCCGAACCCAUGUGCUUUGACGCCCGAAUUCGAUUUCCAGUAUUCACGCGACGAGGAUGAAGGCCAUGCGGCGGCUAGUCUGGCCUCAGCGCAGCCGAGGAACAAUGUUCGAUACUCACGCAACGAAGUCAACAUAGCAGCAAAUCUCACCUCAGCGCAGCAAAAGCCCAGGCCCAAGCCGAAACGGACACGUAGUGAUGUCCUCGAGCAACCCCAGAAGCAGAAUGAUGUCCUCGAGCAACAUCAGAAGAAAAAUGGUCUGCGCCGCCUCCCUGACCCCGAGUACCUCGAAACACUUCGCCAGCAAUCCGAGAUCAAUGUUCAACGUGAAAAUCAGCAUGAAGUUCCUCAAUCACGAUCCGAAGCAAGGCCCACGCAACUCGGGUGGUACAGUACCGGCUGGAAAGUCUUCCUGGAGGAAGCGAAGGGAGAGUGUCGCACGGUUCACACAUUAACCAACCCAUUUCCAACUCUGGCGGGGGACUUACCAAAAUCGAUAACGGGAGUCCUGUCGGCCCUCAAGAUCGAGUGGGAGAAGAACGGGAAGCAGGUAGAAAGCGGUGUGUGGCCUGCGCAGCAGUCUAACAUGGCCAGGCUGCUCUACGACGAUCUUGCGACUUGGCGGUCUGAGUUGAAGAAAGUCGUUAUUUCCUUGACCCCGAUCAUGUUGGAUCUCAUCCCCCCCAUCGAGAUACCCGCCCAGGAACGGCCAGCAUGGGUCGCAAUUAGAGCGAAAACACUACGUCGUGACUCUCUGUUCCUGCGGAAUGGAUUUGAUAUAAACGGCAAGACUAAUAAUUUCGCAAAUCCAGCGCUCCGAGAAGCCGUCGUCAUAUUCUACUACACUGGAUCAUACAGAUUAGCUCGGAGAAGGCCAGAUCUAUUUCGCAAACGGCUACCUAUAACAUGCUUAGCGCUUGUCUCCGCCGCGUUCGAUUGUGUCCUCCUUGGCUUCUCAACAAACGGUACCGGCAAGACUUUCCCCAAAUUCACUGUGAAGGAAUACGGACAAAUCUACAAAGAGAUGAUGACGAUGAUCGAGUCCAUUUUGUUGGAUCCAUAUCACGGCCCCAAACUGAUCGAGCAACUUGAAGACUGGGCCGCAUAUGGAUGGUCAGAAGGCUUGAAGGUUGAUGGCGGCUAUGGCUUGGAAACAAAGCACGAGCACUUGAAGGUAGUACUCGAUUAG